AUGCUCGACCACUUCGUGAAAACCGUCUUGAUGUUAUUGGUAAGCUUCCGCUUUGCUUUUUCGAAUCCCAAUGUGCUCCAGGUGAGUUUGCUUGGCCUCCUCAUCAACUCCUUCCUAGUUCUGAAGCUUUCUUCGAUCCGGAAGGCUCUGAACUCCUUCCAAAAGCUCUGUUUCGCCAAAGCCCUUUCGAAUGCGCUCAUCUGCGGAGCGCUUCUCUUCUGGGCGGUCCCUCUUUCCGCACUUUCCAUGCCGACCGAUCAUGUCUGGCAUUCCCUGAACGUUGGAAUCGCUCAAGUGACCGCUUCGGGCGGAUACAUAUUCGGUCCGUUGUGCCAGAUUUGCAUGGCUGCCAAUCGAGUGCUCUUCCUCUUUUUCCCGUUUUGGCGCAUGAAAAUGCAAAGGUAUCCAAGCACGAAUCUCUCAAUUCUCGUGUGCGUAAUCAUAUCGCUUUACUACACAAUAACAGGAAUGAUAGGUGAGAAUAGCAAUUGAAUCGGUUCCGUUUCUAAGAAGAACUAACAGGCUCUUGUGUUCUGAUCUACCACCCGGACACCCUUGCCUGGAGCCCCGAACUUCCGAGAUGCUCGGAUUCGAUGGACGGCUGGAUGCUGCCCAUCAUCAUUCUCUUGUCGGCCGUUUCCCUUGUCUUCAACGUCAUCACUGCCUCCAAGUUGAUCUACGAAAAAGUAUCAGGGAUAAAUGUUGCGCAGAAAGCACGGAGACGUCAGAAGUGGCUGGCAAUGUUCAUUCAGAACGUGAUUCAGGACGCGCUCCACGUCUUUGAUAUGCUCAAUUGCACACUUAUUUACAAAUUGUCCGAUUCCGAAUGGUUUCAGUUCGUCUUUCUCAGUUUAUCGUUUGCAAUUAUUUAUGCUUUGGAUGGGUAAGUAAUCGUUCAAAUGUAUGCAAGUCAGAACUGUUACUUUCAGACUGGUAAUGGUCCGUUUUGAUAUGUACGUUCGACAAACAUCGAAGAAAAACACAAAGGAAUGUGCAUUGUGUCUGUCAACAUUUUAUCUGCACGCAGGAUUUGAUAUUGUCUCUUUUUCAUUUCGACCACGAGAAAUAAACAUUUUCAUUGAACUUGGUCGCUUAUAUGGAAUCGAGAACAAAGUUAUUAUCCGAACUUUCCCCGGUAACCUACUUUCACUCCCGAAACGGAUAAUUGCGCUCCUCGAAAAGUUGCUUCCAUUCGACUUCACUUCCGAUGUUCAACCUUGAGUUUCCGGGAAAAGGUAUUUCGGAUGUCGAGAGUAAUUAAUUGAAUUUUACUUCGAAUGGAAUUGAAAUUGAAAUCGAACAUUUCUUCUGUUGUCUGUUUACUCACUUUGCUCGACUUAGGUAUGUUUUUACUUUUUUCAGGUUGAAGACAAAUUUAUUCUCAGGCGUCACUUUGGCAUGUCACUCUCUCAGCUCUCAGUAUUCUCAGCAGCCAUUUUCUCGUGCAAGAGCUCGCGGAGUCACGUCGAUGGACGGCCGUUCGAACGGAGAACCUUCGACAUUGACUACUCCACACCUCACUUGUCACUUUCCGCAUAUGGUUGGUACAUUGUAUUGUUUCAAAGUGUAUUGCAACUUAAACUGUUCAGAUAUCCGUUCCUCGUCCUCUUUGACGCCUUUCCCCGAAACGCCUCAGUUAUCGAUAGGAGAGGGAGGGAAGGCGACUUGUUCGUUCGAAGAAGACAUGGAAGCAUGUAGUUGGCACAAUGCUCAGGACACUGACCUCAAGUAGGCCCGCUUCGUAAUUAUUCAAAGUGUUCACAUGUUUCAGAUUUUGGAAAGGGGCUCGGGAUAAUGAGCUCAGUGCAAAUAAUCUCGAUGGACUGACUUCAGGUACUAGGGAAACAACCUAAUUCAAACGUUUCAUUUUUCAGGCAAACAUUUUCUGCUGGCAGGUGGAGAGUUCGGUUCAGGAAAGGCUGCGAUAGAAGUGGAAGUACCGUGUCAAUACGGAGAUGCGGAACUUCGUUUUGAGUGGGAAUUCUAUUUGAAAUGCAAUCUGUAAUUCUUCAAUUUCAGCUUCUGGACCAACUCCUUUACUGCCACACUCAAAUAUUGCAUUACUGAAGCGGGAAGCGAUAUUAAAGAUUGUCGGGUAAUAUAAUAAGAUGUUUAUUGAAAAAAGAGAUUUAUUUUUAGAACAUGAAUCCUACUUCGAACCCACUGAAUCUGUCAAUCCCUUUCACCGCCGAAGGACUGAGCAUACGCAUAGAAGUAUCGAAUUUAGACACUGAUUCUUUCGUUAUUAUCGACAAUUUACGAUACGAUGGACAGAUUUGCGAAAUCGUACGAAAAACAAAGAUUGAGUAAGGAAGAAAUGAAAUGUUUAAGGUGGAAGACACUACUUUUCAACAAGAUGCCUCCGAUAUUUCAACACUUUCUGUCACAACUCAGAACUACACAGACGCUAAAGUCUCGGAGUUUUUCGAUGAGCAUUUCUCCGACGAGGUAUUUGGUGCAACUGAAGAACAUUAAUAUUGCAUUUAACUUCUAAGGCCAAGACCUCAAACGUGGACCCUCAGAUCAGUGUCAAGGAACUCUCUCCGUGUUCCGCAUUAACUUGCACGUUCAAUGAAGAAGACUCCUGUUUCUUCAGUUUGAGUGGAUCGGGGAGCACGUAAGGAGCACGUAAGCUCAGCGGUUCCACGUUGUACUUGUUCAGAUCUUCAUGGAAUCUGAGCAAUCAUCUGGUUGGAAACCGGCACACCGGCAUACAGAGAGUCAAUCUGAACGAUCAGCAAAACGGUAAUUCGGAACUCUCCUCUAAAAAAAUCGUUUCUCUUUGCAGUAGGAUUCGCGUAUGUUGGGGAUGAUUUGACGAAUAAGUUUGGAAAUGUGUUUGUCGUGGAAUCUCCGAAAUUUGCUCUCAUCGAAGACUGCGUCUUAGUGUUUGAUGUGUACAUUCGUUCGAUAUAUCCAAAGUUGAAGGUACACAAUUAGUUUUUUCAUAGACUUUUAAGCUCAAACGAUGUUCAGGUGUGCAUCGACAACUUUGAAAACUGUCCGUAUCAAUCUCCCGCAAUCGAAACUGAAAAUUUUGGCACACUAACGAAAAAGUGA
Caenorhabditis sp. 36 PRJEB53466 is the source of this 3060-nucleotide messenger RNA. The record is from the annotation of a GenBank genome assembly. NCBI's taxonomy places the organism in Eukaryota, Metazoa, Nematoda, Chromadorea, Rhabditida, Rhabditidae.